Messenger RNA from Uranotaenia lowii, 22453 nucleotides. RefSeq names its product CUE domain-containing protein 2. The record is from RefSeq and is a predicted model, not a curated record. The transcript has 4 exons. The coding region runs from base 8618 to 9559 and encodes 313 amino acids. Lineage: Eukaryota; Metazoa; Arthropoda; Insecta; Diptera; Culicidae. Gene Ontology annotation, molecular function: nucleic acid binding; RNA-DNA hybrid ribonuclease activity. Gene Ontology annotation, biological process: DNA replication, removal of RNA primer.
AAAAUUUUGCUCAAAUUUGACCAGCUAGAAACUUAGCAAUCAAUUUAGCAAUAUUUUUUUACUAAAAUUUUAGCAAACAAAAAAAAAGUUAGCCGCCGCAGUUUUUACUCAAAUUUCUAGCAAAAACCGGAGAAAAAGAUUUCCCGGAUCCGUAAUUUCAUGUUUCUUUAUUUUUUCUCUGGAGAAUCAGGGGAAUGUUUGAAUAUUGAAUGGAAAACACAAAUUUCAUUCACUUGAAAUUUAUUUUUCAUAUUUUUUAAUAUUUUUUCACACUUUUCGUAAAACGUAAGUUCCGAUCAUGGGAACGCACCUACUGGCGAGCGAAAUGCCAUUCCACCUUCGUCAAAGAAAGCACCGGGAUGUUUUCCGGAUGCAGCUUGUUGAAAUUCCAGUUGUCGGACUGUUGCGGGUUUCAUGCUGCAGUUUGAACCUGGAAGAAAAAAACAAACACACAAAUUAGAAAUUAAGAAGUUGGAGUAUCUAAAUACUUCAAGAUCGGACCUUACCUGUAAGCAUCCGGUGUCGAUUCAGCUACCAAUUAGUCGUGGAGUUGGCCACCACAAGAACCACCAGCAACGAACAUCCGGAACCGCACUUAAUCGCGACAGCUUUUUAUUUUUCUCCCAACUGGCUCGGCGGCUGGUGUCUGUGAACAAAGCGGCUGAAAAACCUUCGUUUUGCUAAAAUCAAGUAAAAUGACCUUUUUUAUUACUAAAAUCAGGUAAAUUUAGCUUUUUGCUAACUCAACAGUAAAAAAAUAUUUUUGCUAACGGAAAGUAACAGCGAAAUUUUGCUAAGUGGAGCCCCGAAAGUUUUGUGUGUACACACAAAAUUUCUGAGCCUCAACUUAGCAAAAAUAGUCGAUUACUUUCGAUUAGUAAUUGAGUUCGUUUUACUAAUACGAUAGCAAAAAGCGGAUUUUGCUUGAUUUUAGUAAAAACUAAUUUUAUUGGCCGCUUUCUUUUUUGGCGGCAGUCGUAUUUGCCGCCGCUAGAAAAACAACCAGUGUUCUCAAAAAAAUUCCGUCGGAGCCUUUGAUGAAGUGGACAACGAAAUGGUGACCGAUUCGACAAUGAAAGCAAGCAGGUAAGAAUAAAUCUGGAAGCAGACAGUUUUUACGGUUUUAGUUUGUAAAAUUAUUUAUUUUUUCUACCAGAUUGCAGCUGCCAGUAAGGAAAAACAACAAUGCCACAAAAUGUCCGAGACGAUUGUCAACUCCUGGCGGAACGGAACUUUCGCGGCCAAUAGGAAAAUCCGGAAAUCGACGUUAGAAUUUCACAUCUGGAGUAACCCGGUCCACCCACAGUAGAAAAGUUUUAAAAAUAGAAGUGACAAAGUGUUGUUAAGUGAUGGUUACAUUUAGAAAGAAUAAGAGCAAACGCACCAAUAAGUGAGUAUACGCGGCCCGGUUUUGCUCAUUUCAGCGGACCGGUUUUGGGAUACACACUCUUUCGCGCACCGGGCGGUAGCAUAAUUAUUUUUAAAUUUAGCAUUGCACUGAGAAAACUUUUGAAGAAAAUCUUAAUCUUAAAUUAAUACGGACCGAGUGAAUUUUCGGAGUCGUCCACCAAACGGCUCUUCUUAUGUUACAUGAUCAUUUUUGGUCAUAACAUACGAUGCUUCGAGUUUGUUUAUCUGAAAUUGAGUGAUAGAGUCCUGAACAAUAUAAAAUACAAAAUAAAUAACUCACCAUCAGAACCAGCAAUUGCACUUUUUCGUUCAAUUCCUUGAUAAACCCGAAAAAAUGUAACGAAAUUGCGAAUUCAACUGGUUAUUAAAAAAAAAUCCAUCCACAAUUUUAAUCUCAUACACAUUUUUUCUUAAAAUGAAUAUCAACAAACAUACACACGCUGCGACGUCGUUUGUUUAAUUCUGCUUAAAUCUUUAACUUCUUUUUCCAACCAACGUGCUGACUGAAAUAGUUGCUGUUCCGAAAAACUGGGUCCCAUUAGUUGCAAACUUAUUGAGAGACCUCGUUUCGAAAGCCGAAUUGGUAGGGACAGUAAUGGAAUGCCACCCAUACGCUUGGAUACAAAAAUCCUGCACAGCGCACUGGUCUCGAUUAUUAUUACUCCGAGAAAAAUCCUUGAAGCUUCACUCAAGGUUGUGAAAGUCAGUAAAAUGUUUACUACACGGGAUGCACAAUCAAAAUUUUCACAAAGCAAUCGUCGGACUUGAAGGGCUUUUCGGAAAUAUUUCAUGGAAUUAGUUUUUGCGAAAUAAAAAAAAAGUUUCCGCUUUCCGUUCGUUUGUUUAAUUCUGCUUAAAACGGUAGAAUUUUUUCAGUGCAUGUUUGAUCUCGCCCCUUUCUAGUGAGCAAAUUUGGUGAUUUUGUCGGUCCCGACGGCAACGGCCCUAUUUUGCUCACCUUCAUACUAACCCCCGGUGCGGUAUGGAAGUGAUUAAACUCGUGAGCAUUUUCACUUUGCUCGCGAUUGCUGCGGAUGCCCUAAAAAUAAAUUUAUGAAGGUGAAACAAUUUGUGUAUAUUAUUGGUAAUCUGAUACCCUCCCUGUGUUUCCGAGAAAAAAUAAUAAAUUUUGUAGGUUCAAAUUCUGCACGGUAUUUUUCACCAGUUUUUGCUAAAAUUUUAGUGAAAUAUUCCGGCGGCUUAUUUUUUCCCAUGUUUGCUAAAAUUCUAGCAGAAAAAUAUUGCUAAAUUAAUUGCUAAAUUUCUAGCUGGUCAAAUUUGAGCAAAAUUUUGCUAAAUUCCGGCCUCGGAAAUUUUGUGUGUACCGAUGCGACACUGGCGAAUCCUUGAGUUUCAAGUCCAUGUCAGCAACUGAGUAAUGCUGAAUCAAUCAACCAUGGCCCAAGAUCCGGGGCGAAGGAAUUUGGCCCCAACCGAAUCAGCCUACCAGUCGUGUGAAGCUUCUAUUCAAGAUUUUCGAAAGAGCUGGAACUUGAUACAGGUCGCACGAAAGCACCGAUCUGAUUUUGAUCCGCUGGCCUCACUUAAAUUUUUACUUCCCCAAUUUUUCAUAGGAAACUACUGCGGAACAAAACUUUAACCACUGACCACACUGACUUGACUCUUAGAACAAAAAUUCAACCAUUUUCUGUCUAAUUUUUUGUUGUCAGCUUUUGCAGGUUCGAAAUACCGACGGCAGGUGGCGAACCUGAAAAAUUUGACAAAAAAUGCCCUGUAGGAAAAAUGGUCCUGUUUAGCCCGAUUUUAUCGUAGAAAUUGCGUGUUUUAUUUUUAAAGUUGGGUGGCAUUUCCUAACUGGGAUAGCAUUUCUUCAAAUCGAUCGAUGCGCACUCUGGAAUCGACAUUGCGUACUGUUGGAAAAAUGAUUUUUUUUGUUUUUUUUUCUGGAAAAAUUAUCUAGAAAACGAAAUCGAGUGUCCAGUCAAUAUGGUCAGUGCUUUAACUCUGCACGAGUAUCAACCAACAAACGAAAACUGCAAAAAAAUGUUUCGCGGUAUUGAAAGCGACGGUUGAUGAAAGCGACAGAAAAAAAAUCUGUUGUUUUUUUUUUAUACAGGCGGAAAAGAGAAAGAAAAUUUGACAAGAGUUGGGCCUCCCGUGUUUCCGACGAACACUGUCCUGAAUUCACGCGGGAUACUAUGAGUCCCUGUGCUCUCGUAGAAAGUUUGUCUCAGAUUUCAGGAGAGAUGAAGCGUCCUGACUUUCGGAUGAGUUCCCAUUCGAACUUCGUUUGAAUUGAGUAGUUUUACUGUGAUAUGGAGAAUCAUGGUCCCGAGCAGAAUAAAUGCAAUCUUAGUGUGUACACACUUAAUCUUUUCUCCUGUGGUCGGAACGAUUUCGUCCUGUAUUUUCAACAGCUGAAAUUACAGGACGAUUUCAGGACAUUAAAACAGCUUAGGAAAACAGCUGUCAAACUCACCUGUAGGUUUUAAACAAAUUUCUCCUGAGAAUUACAGGUUGUUUUGAAAUACUUCUGAGCGUUCGAGACUGGUUCUUUCCGAAAUUUGUAGGAAAUUCUGAAAUUGGUUUCCUGGUUCCCCUUUUCAAAAUCUAUCAAAAAUUUUUAUUAUUGUAUUGCUUAGAAUAAAAAACUAAUUUUUCGAAAACAAACUAUUUAUUUUCUUAUAUUUUUGUCAAAGAACGCAUUGCAGUGUACUCAACACAUCACACGGAAUCACUCACACAGUUGAUGAAUAACCGGGUUGGAAUCAUGACUUAGGAUUCGUUCCUAUUCUAUUUGGCCAGGAGGUUAUCGUCACUGAAUAAAGAAACAAUUACAAUUACAAAACCGCUACUUCUGCCAGUUGUCUCAGAAUUAUUUAUAAGACCACGAAACAUCCCUUUGCGGAAGGUUGGUGUUAGGUUUGCGGAUCAAGUAAAUCCGGGUGCCUUCCAGGAUUUAUAAGAGCAUCAGUACCGUCCAUACUAGGUAAAUCAAAGUAUAGGGAACAUAAUAGUGCACGGAGAAGAAAAAAACAGGUGAUAUCAAGAGGUACGUACGCAGGUGUGAAAAUCAAUAACCCAUUUGAAGGUGAAACAUCGGUUUUUCUUUGUUCGACGAUUAGACAUCCGACACGCACUGUAGUUGCUUCCCAAGCAUUUCAUCGAAGGCAACCGGAACAAACCCGGCUAGCCCAGUAGCCUACCGGGAUCGUCGACCAUUGAUUCCCGACGGCCGUUAGCCAGACAGACCUGACCACGCCAAAACGUGGCCCCAUUCAUCUCCGGCCACCGGUGGAAGACACGCGGUCACAACGCACUUACGGUAACGGCGCGAUCUUCCAGCUGUCGACAUUCCAACACCCACCAAUAUCCCGACGGAAACACCCGGUCAAUGUCGGCUCAAUCAUUUGGGUCAGCAUAGAGAGCAGAAAGACGUGCCACAGCCACCUAACCAGACUCAUCCAUUCUGGCCGAGUCACCGUCAGCCGUUCAAAAAUAGUCUCGCAUGCAUGACUGUUAAUGCCCAUCGCGACCUGCAUAUCAGUUUUCACCGAUCGUAGGACAUCAAAACGACCAGUCACAGCGGACCAACGGGGAAACGACAUUGCCAAAAUCCCCACUAAAGUGAAGCAGACAGAGUGAGUACUCACACCUAAACGUAUUGUUGCUAUAGCGAUUUACUACUGUACAGUGUCACUUUCCGGCCCGCAGCAUUGCCGAUUUACGUUGCGCGAGCACGAGACAUUAGUCCGAUACGUUGCAAGAACGGACUGCUAAGCUUUUUCUGGACUGGCGAGCCGUACAAAGUAGCCUAAUUUCUUCCCGCUAACGGGAAUAUCAACUGAUCGGAUGAAAAGCCGGUAAACAACCGAUAACUACGAGAUACCAUGCACCUCCACUAAGCGCACUACCCGUAUAAUUCGUUUUUUAAAAGAGGAAAAAAAAAGUGGAACGAAUGAGUUAGGCCUAACACACUACACCAAUGUAAAACCACACAACACGUUUCAAGCAGAAUAAAUGGAUUUAUGUACAAUUUGAAAAUCGGCCAGAGUACUUGAUCCGAUGAUGCACUGAAAGACUUGGGGUAUUUGGAGCGGGGGUUGUACGUUGUUCGUUGUUCGCGUUUUAUUUGCUUUUCUGCGGAGAUUGGCCGCGAAACCAAUCACGUUCUUUUGUGUUUCCAGGGUAUAGGGGUAGGAGCUCGUCCAACGUAUCAGACCCCAGGCUCAUUUCGUAACGAACAACGGUUAACUCUCCUUUCAACGAACUUCUGCAGGGUUUCGUCUCGUCUUCGGGGCGGCUCGAAAGGGCCGAAGUACAGAUACAAUUUCAGAGACCCUUCCGCUUCUUUCCCAAAAUAGGGAAUCGAAAGGAACUCGCGACCGAGUCUCAUACAGCUGGGCAAAAUAAGAAAAGGCAGGUGGUCUUCCAUUCGGAAGUGGCGCUUAAGCCACCUGCUUAAGACAGGAAGCGUGUCGGGACUCCCGUUACAGGCGGGAAAAAACAUUCAAAUAAUUUCUCAAAAAGAAACAAUUAUUACACCCAAUGCUACCCAAACAUGUGUGAAAAUAAUCAUCAUUGGCUAAAAUUUUCUCACCGUGAACCCCAAACGUCUAAAUCGGUCUGUCGUAUAUUUUGAAAUCCUGUUCCAAAUUUGCAUGAAUUUGGAACAAAGGCGUAUAACUGUUGGGAAUUUUGAAAUCGAUAACUGUGCUAAAACAGCAAUUUACGCCACCGGUGCUGGACGGACUGUUUUAGCGUGGUCGAAAACCGUGUUUUGCAUCUACCGUUAGGACAGCCCUUAGACUUUACGUGAAAUUCAUGAGUCAGUUAUGUGGAAGUAAGGCCGAUGACAUAGUGAGUGCGAUGCGAUGCGAACCGGCGAAUGCGAUCCAAUGCGGCGAACCAUAUUGAUGAAAAUGUAUGUGAAUCGCUUAAACCUGACAUACUCAACGCGGCGAAGCAGAUGUCAAUUUGUUCCGCCGCUCGAGUUCGCAUUAGCCGCGUUCGAUAAUUCACAUCGCAUCGCUCUCACUAUGUCAUCGGCCUAAGGUACACGGAAAAAAAUUGAGUGGUCAUCCCAAAGACGCUGUCAUGAUAAUUUUACCAUUUCAGCGCUAUAGUAUUUUCAACCACCAAAAGUUUAACAUCGAUUUUGUGAAAGUGCGCAUGAAACAAUAUUGAAAUUACUAUGUACCUGGUAAUUUUCGAUAACUCUCAAUGUUUGUUGUCGAAAAUACUAUGGUCAUGAUAAUUUCAUCAUAAUUUCUAUCACAACUACCGUCCGCAUAGUAAUUUUGACAUUGUGGCACCAAUUCAUAUCAACAAAAUACUACGCACAUCGUACUUUUGAGAACAAAACAUAUUUGACUCAAAAACAUAAGUGCGUAUGAUAAUUUUACUAUGGUAAACAUUCUUGUUGUUUACACUAAUUCAGGAUCAUUAAUCAUCAAACCCGUUUGUAAAAAAUCUAAUUUUGAGCUGCUUUAUAGUUACAUAACUUUGAAAAUCAUUCCAGAGCAUCGGGAGAACACACUAACACUGACCGACGUGUGUCGGAAGUGUGAAUUUUCAUGUUUUAAAUAAUGUCAUAAUGCAUGCAUGCAAAUAAACAAACAAACACACAUAGUAAUUUUACUAUUUAAAUCAAGCUCCUCGCUCCUCCUAACCCGCAUAAACCAGGAUUGUAACCAAACGUUCUCUAAAACAGUCGUAACACGAUUUGAUAAAGCGUAGCCUGAACGUUUAGCAAACGAUUUUAGAAAUAGUUAAAUUCAUUACCUGAAUCGUGAAUACCGAAAUGAUGGUAUUUUAAAUAUGUCGUUAGGUUAUGUAACUGUUAAAAACCAUUAAAACAUUUAUAUGGAGGAACCGUUCUGCAAACAGUUGAGAUAACGUCUGGAAACCGCUCAUAGAAAACGUAUUCAGACAAUCAAACUGUUAUUGUAAUAGUUUUUAUUAAAGUAAUAUUAUACCUAAACAGUAACGAUAAUAGUUGUAAAACGAUUCAACAUGACGUUCUUCCAACGUUAUACAUACGAUAUCCAGAACCGUACAUGAAUGGCGACCCUCACCCACACUUGGAAGAAAUUUUUUUUUGGGGAUUUUCGGAUGUUUAUAUUUUAUCGAUUCAUUUUAAAACAUUAAAUAUAUUUAUUAAGCUUGUUUUACUUACAUAACGGUUACAAAUAAAACUGGUCGAUGUCCUGAAGUUUGGCAGAAGAUCCUCCCCCAGCCAUAGGGACAGCUCAAGGUUGCUCUCGUAGCUACAGGAUGCAGAAAAUCCACCGUGGCCCGGGUGAUGCGUGUGCGAGGAAACUGAAAAUAGUUUUUGUCAUUGGACAAUCAUUCGAUUUCAUGAAUAUUUCAGCUACUUUACUUACGAAAUUUCCUGAUUGUUUGAGCAGAGCGAGCUCACCGGAACAAUCCCAUUCUCCCGUCUGUUGGAGGCUGGCUCUAUUACGAUGAAAUUCAUCACGCUAUUUUUCGCCGUAUAGAUCGGUUAUACAGCUUUCGAUACAACUAUUAAAUUGUUUCUUGGAUCGGUUUGGGAACCCGCCGUACUAGCAGAACCGUAAACAAAAAUAAAUGCAGAUUCCAAUGUUUACAUUGAUAGAGUGUGGAUGUUCUUUUUUUUUAACGUGGAGAUUUUAUUAAAUUUUAAGAUUUUAAAUUGUUGUCGUGUCAAUAGUCAUUAAGGAAAACUGUGAUAUACAAUCUGUGAUAAAUUCACAAGUGAUAAAUCUGGUGACCGUAUUAAGAUGAGUGGCAAGGAUGCUGCUCCUGAUGGAGCAGCAUCAAUACAUAACCUGACGCAACCAUUGGGAACUGCUGAAUCAUCGGACAGGAUGGAGGACGAAAAUAUGGAAUUAGCGACAACAACCAAAGAAGGACCCGGAAAGACUACCGAAAAGAUUUAUAAAAAUUAUUAUUACCAGAACGGAGACUGUCGACCAUAUCGGGUAAUAGUGGAAAACACGGAUACAGAAAGAAGGAAAGUAACGAACAGGCUGCAAGUAGGUAUCUUACUUCAUCAAAACGGGUUCGAUAAAUCCAUCGACGACAUCCGAAAGACUGCGAAGAAUAAGGUAACAGUAUAUGUAGGAAAUAUCAAAGACGCAAACAGACUAGCUAACUGCCAAAAUCUGAACCUGCAAGGAUACAAAUCGUACAAUUUGUAACGGUGACAGGUGUAAUUUCCGGAAUUCCACUGGAAUUACAAGAAGAUGAAGUCAAGAGUUUUAUGAAGGCUAAGGUUGAAAUAGAUUCCGUAUUUAGAAUGCACCGAAUGAAAGAUAAGAAAAAGGAACCUACUUAUAAAAUGGGUGUAGUUUUUCGAAGCAACACUUUACCGACUGACGUCAGCAUAUAUUCUGUGAUACAUAGGGUACAACCUUACAUAAGAAAACCGAUUAUUUGUUUUAAAUGUUUGCGUUAUAACCACUUGUCCAAAAACUGUAAAGAAAAGAAAGAAAAAUGUAUGAAUUGUGCUACAGAACACUCACAAGAAAAUCUAUGUAAUAUUUUAAAGUGUAUGUACUGUUUUAAUGCUAAUCAUAAGACCACUGACAAAGUAUGUCCACGAUGGAAAAAGGAGAAUGACAUUCAAGCGAUAAUGGCAAAAAAAUGUUUAACAUAUCAAGAGGCGAAACAAUAUUUUGAAAUUCCAACUGAAAACUUUUUUGAUGUUUUAAGAACGACAGAAGAUUAUCCUACUCCAGCAGAAGCAUACUCUAAAGUAGCAGCAAAUGGCAAAAAUUUUCCUCAGCACUUACAACAAAAUCGCAAGGAGUGGAGCUAUGAUGACAAAAGAAAUAGAACAAGAAAAGAAAACAGAACACCAAACCAAUCACAUGUAGAUGUAGAAAUUGUACCUGGAGUUGCCAGUAUUUUGGGACUAAACCAGAAGGAAUUUACAAAGAAGAGAAAGAUGGAAGAAGAAAAAGAAGAGCCAAGAGGUAUAGGGUUGUUUAAUAAAUAUAGGGCAGGAGAGUUAGAAAGAUUUAAAAAAGAAAUAGAGGAAUCUGUUAAAAAACAAUCAUUCGAAGAAUGGAAACAAAUAAUAUCAUCAAUAAACAUAAAAUUAGAAGCUAUUGUAAAAUCGCACGGAAAAACAGGAGGAGACAUAUCAGCUUGUAUCAUGGGUGAGCUAAAUAAAAUGGUGGGAUCCCCGGGAGACAAAUAACUGUACCGGCGAUUUCAAAAUAUUACAAGCAAACAUCCAAAGUCUACACAGCUAAUUUUUUUUUGCUGGAAACCAGCAAAAUUUUGCUGGUUUUUGUCCCGCUGACUUUCCAGCAAAAUUUCCAGCAAUUUAAAUUGCUGGAAAAAACAGCAAACGUUAAUGCUGGUUUCCAGCAAUUCAAAUUGCUGAAAAAUCAGCAAUCCAGAUUACUGGAAACCAGCUAUUUCUUUCAACACAACCGGCUGUAUUUAGUAUCAAAUUUAUAUUUUAAUUCAAAAUUAAAUUUUGAUUACUGGCUGUGCAUAUAAUAAGCAAUAAAAACAAUUAUUUCUUCCCGUUUUUCAAUAGGGAUAUAUUUAUUUCCAGAAACACGAUAUUUUUUAAAAAUAUUCUAUAACACCGGCUGGGCUGGCAGCUUUGUGCCAAAGUGUUGAUCGCCACCUGUAAAAAUAGUUUUGAUAAGAAUAUUUUAGAGAAUAUCUAUCUGUCCAAGAAAAACUCACCCUUAACUUAUUAUCUGGUUGCUAGAAUAUAGAGGAAAUUAAAAUAAUUAUAUUAAUUUAACCAAAAUUCGUAAGAUAGAAUCUCACCUUGCUUCAGCGUACGAAAGAAAAACAAACUCCAUAAUUGACAACUCGAUUGCUGAUUUUCCAGCAAACUAGAUCAAUUGCUGGAAAGUCCAGCAAUUCGAAAACCGAUUGCUGAUUUUUCAGCAAAAAUGACAAGAACACAACUGAAUGCUGAAAAAUCCAGCAAAUCGAAAACCGAUUGCUGGUUUCCAGCAAAAAUUUGGAUUGCUGAACGUUUCCAGCAUUUUUUUUUGCUGGAAAUCGAGGCAAAAAUUUACAGUGUAUACAGGAAUAAAAACGAACUAACACACGAACUUUACACCCAAAACUACGACGCAGCACUACUUUCUGAAAUAUGGGUAAAACCAGAUCAACUUUUAACAGAACGAUGGAACAUACAGGGUUACCAUCGUCUUCUUGCUCCUCGUGCCGAUGGCUUUGGGGGCGUGGGAAUUUUCCUAAAGGAAGAAUUCCAGUUUGACCACAUUCAACUGUCAACAUCAGACAACUUUGAAACACUUGGGCUAUCAAUUUCAACGUUAGACCUUGCUUUAGUUGUUGUAUAUGUCAACCCAAGAAUAACAAUUACUAACUUAGAAACAGCAAUCACAACACUUUUCAAUGAAAUAGCUAGAUUCGGAAAAGUAUUGAUAGGAGGCGACUUCAACAGCCACAAUGUGUCAUGGGGAUGUCAAGACACAAACAGCAAGGGUACUACCUUUCCAUCAUGCCAUCAUCGGUUCAAACUUGAUGUUAUUAAACACUGGAUCAAUUACUUUUCUUCCCCCAGUCACUAACCAAAAUUCUAGUGCAAUUGAUUUGACAUUAUGCUCUACAAACAUGUUCGAUAUGGCUGAAUGGAAAGUUUUGGAGAAAAAUUUCGGCGGAAGCGGUCAUCUCAUUAUCGAAACUUGCCUCGAUAUGAGUGUCAGGCGUAAACAAAAAUAUUACUACGACAAGCGAAAAAUUUCAGAUGAAAUGGCACUUAUUAAACAUUGGGAAUUCAAUGACCUGAAAGACCUCUCCAAACUCUCACAGGACAUAACUAAAAAACACAAAAAAAAAUAAAUAAUUACACACCAAAAUACUACUGGAGCUCAGAGUUGUCUGAUCUCUAUGAACAAAAACAAAAUUCUCUUCGAGAAUACAACAGAUGCAGCAGUAGUGAAAACUUAAUCAAAUGGAAAAAAAACUUCAGCAAUAUUUCUUAAAUCUAAAAUAAAGCAUAUUAAAGAAAAAAUGAUAGAGCUCUCUGGGUCUAUAGAUCCAAGGAAUCCACGAGAAAACUGGAAACUUGUCAGAAGAUUAAAAUUCCUCCCCGUUACAAACCCUAUCAAUAACAACAUGGUCCAUCAAAUUUCAAAGAACCUCUUCCACCUGAUAAUAAUACAAGAACAACAAUACUUACCUUUCAACAAUGGAAAAAAUUCCUUAAGAAUAAAUCCCCAACAUCAUCACCAGGUACUGACUACAUAAACUACGGUGCAUUGAAAGAUUUAGAUUUAUUGCGGAAAUUGCACCUAUUUAGACUCCUGUGCAAUAAUUUCCACGCAGAAAUAUUUUCGCACUGACGCACACAUAGACAACCCGUGUCAGUUUUUCAAAUCAGCCGUUGAUCGCUUCUGAUUUUCGAAUCACAUUUCCAAACGGCAUAAUCGUUAUUGUUUUGGCGAAAAUUAUUAUGAAAUGCGAAUCAAGGAGUUUAAAAACGAAAAUUGACCGAUCAACAAAUGAAAAGAAACGAACAUAAAACAAAAUGCAUUCUGUACAUUCGGGUACAAGAAUGUAAAUGGAACAUAUAAAUCAUGCAUUAUUCGGGCGUUUUUCGAAUUACUGAUAAAUUAGCCAAAAAUCAUAGAUUCACUGAAAGUUUUUACUGGCACACCAGUCGCAAUUGUUUUUAGUUCAAUUUCAUCCAAAGAUGUAAAGAAUAUCGAUAUGUGUCAUUGUCUAUGUAUGUAGAUUUUACUGCGCGCAAAUUAUUUGCACGGGGGUCUUAAUAGGUGCAAUCUGCGCAGUUUGUUAAAGACGGCAACGGUGCGUAUGAAAGUUGAUUUUUGGUAGAAAUAAUUUGAAGUAACUGAACUCUGAUGUUGGUCCUUUUCUCAUAUACUCCCUUUUCAACUUUUAGCAUAUGAUAGUUUAUAUAAAGAAUGUAAUGGUGUUAGUGAGUGCAGAAUUGUUACCUGUCAAAUCAGAUUCUCUCAAUAGUCUAAAAAUUCAUGCAAUUGACAAUACAAUCAGCUACAAAAAUUAUUGAAUUACUAAACGAAAUGUGGCACAAAGGCAUAUUAGACAAUCAUCUAAAGGAAAUGAAGAUAGUUCCGAUUUUAAAAACAAACAAACCACCAAAUGAAGUUAAUUCAAGUCGACCGAUCGCGCUUUUGCCAACGGUAGUAAAAAUUUUAAAUGCAGCAGUUCUUGAAGAUAUACAACAAACGUGUGAAAGAAACAAUAUCAUACCAAAUCUAUCAUUCGGUUUUCGUAAGGGAAUGUCUACAGAGCAUUGUACACUGGAUUCUUUUUUUAAACGAUUGUUGUGUUCGUGCAAAAAAAGAAAUCGUUUAAAAAAAGUUCAAAACAACCGGGUAAAAUUCAUCGCUUAUUUCAAGCAGAGUGGCCAACUUGGACUGUAAAUCGAUCGUUUCCAACCAGGUAGACCAUUCUGAGGUAAUUUGAGUGAAAUCGGGAAGCUCAAAGAUUUGUUUUGGAUUGAUCUGUUUUGGGUUUUAAGCCACGGUUGGUCCGGAACUUCCGCAGAGUCUCUAAGUGGCAAUUCCGGCCCAUGUUGCUGUUGGAAAGCAACGUCCGAACAAAUUUACCACCCAAAAGUGGUUUGGCAAAAAGCGGGAAUGUCUAGAACCUGCUUUUGACAUGUUCGAAAAUCGUCUUAUUUCGAGAAAAUCGUUUAAAAAAAAUCGUUAAAAAUAAAACCGCGUAAAAUAAGAUCGUUUAAAAAAAGAAUUCAGUGUAUAACUUUUGCAACAAAUCUAAUCAAAGCAGCACGUAGAGCAAACUAUACAACGAUUGGAGUUUUCUUCGAUUUCUCUAAUGCGUUUAACACCGUGGACAUUGAAAAGUUAUACAGUUUAAUGCUAACGAAUGGAUUCAACAAAGAUACAUGUACAUGGGUAUAUAACUUCCUUAAUAACCGGAAAACUUUGGUCUUUACCCAACAAGGAAUUGUCAGUCAAAUGAUUUGUACAGGAGUUCCACAAGGAGAUGUAAUAUCACCUGUUCUUUUUAAUAUCUACACAGCCUCUUUACACAACACAAAUCUCGACCCAGAUGUAACAACUUUACAGUUUGCCGAUGAUUUUCUGAAAAUCGUCAAAGCAAAGUCACUAGAAUCAGCUGUAAGAAAAAUGCAAUCCGAAAUAGACAACUUCAUGGCCACAGCUACUGAGUUUACGUCUUAAUAGCUCAAAAACAAAAGCCAUGCUAUUUAAAGACAGUGAUAAACAACUCUGCUUGACGAUGGGAGGAGAAAUUUUAGAGACAGUCCCCCUUAUUCUGCGCCGCGCGUGAGGUGACGAUAGUCGAGUCGAGUCGGAGUCACGUGAGUCUUGUCACCUUAUUCCCGAAGCCGAUGUGACAGAGGUUCAUGCCCAGCUGACUUCUAGAUUAGGAUAAGAAAGCAAGAAGUUUAUUCUAAAAGACGUUUCUCACCUAAAGCGACUACUGGAAUCGGAUGACUAGGGUGAUUCGACUAUCGUCACCUCACGCGCGGCGCAGAAUAAGGGGGAGUAAGAAGCUAUAAAUAUUUGGGUAUAACAUUAGACCAAACGCUUAAAUACGGUAUGCACAUUAAAACACUAAAACAAAAAGUAUUGGACAAACAAAACAUGCUUAAAAUCAUAAGCGGAAUCAAAUACGGUGGUACGCCAAGAGUAAUGAUGCUAUAUCACAAAGCUUUAUACGGUAACUUUCUUAAUUACGGAACUGUUAUUUACGGUGGAUCGCCAAAAAAAUACUGUGAUAUGCUGAAAAUCACAAAUCGCCAAUGUUUACGUAUCGCUACAGGAUGUACCAAAACCACACCUGUGAACACUCUUGCAGCCAUAGCUGGUGAAGAACCACACGCUAGAAACUAUUAAACCAUAUAUGUUUCAAAAAUAACCAUUUUUGACCUUUUCCCGGGAAAUGUCAUUUUAUGAGUUCUUCAUGAGAACCCAUAAAAUGACUUUUCGGGGAGAAGUAGAUAUAUGGUUAUUUUUUAUCCGUUAGAAAGAUUACCGUAGAAAUUGAAAAAUGAUUAUUUUUCAACCGCAAGAGCUGUUUUAUGCAAUUUGUAAAAUUGAUAACAAAUGUCGAAGGAAUUAAGAAAAACAAGAGUCAUCAGGAUAGUAAUUUUAUUUCUUAUACAUCAUGAUAAUACUUAUAAACUAUGGUCCAUUAUAAUAGUUUGAUAGCCUUUUAAUUAAAGCAAACGCCAACAGUAGCCGAAUCACCUGGUAGCAAAAGUAAAAUUCCCCCACGAGUGCUACCGGGAUGGGUGGAAACGAGCUCUUGCGGAAUGGCCAAUCCAUUAUUCACUAGUCUGCUAUCCUUAACGGGGUGAGGGUGGAGUCUGGCGAAUAAUCUUUGACUCACUGGUGAAGGUUUCCAUACAUUCCGACCCGUUCCAGCUCCUUCCGGAUGGUGUGAAACACAAUUCCUGUUGUACUUCCAAUAGCUGUGGCUGGUAACGAUGGACCGGUGAGUAAGGCCGAUGACAUAGUGAGUGCGAUGCGAUGCGAUGCGGUGAAUGCGAUUCAAUGCGGUGAACCACAUUUGAUUGAAAUGUAUGUGAAUCGCUUAAACCUGACAUACUCAACAAGCAUGUGUCAAUUUGUUCCGCCGCGCGAGUUCGCGUAGGCUGCGUCCUUUAAUUUUCCGCCAAUUCGCAUCGCAUCGCACUCACUAUGUCAUCGGCCUAAGUCCUCGUCCUAUUGAAUGUUGUUGGUGUAUCUGCCGUGCCUAAACCGGCGUCAUCACCGGAUACCGAUCCUGAAAUUUUUUUUUGUUUAUAAUGUUGGGAUCGACAAAUAAUUGGAAGAUUUCACUUACCUUUCUCCAUCUCCUACAAAUCCGAAGUUUCCACGAUUUCCAGAACCGAUUUUUCUGGAAACUGGAUGCUGUUCCGCGGAAGAAAAAAAUUUGCUUUAUGGUCGUCCGACUGCAAUUACCGCUUUCAAAAUGGCGAUAUCAAAUUAUUCAACCAUUUUCUGGUUAAUACUCGGAAACUGCCAAAAUGGUUAAAAUUCUUUCUAGAAAAAUUGUUGCAAAAUAACCAUAUUGACGGUUCUGAAGUAAAUAUCAUAAAAUGGUUAUUUAAGAACCAUAAAUGGUUAUAACAAAAUGAGCGUGCAUUAAAAUUUAAACGGAUCUAUUUAACCAAAAAACGCAUAGCCUUACAUAUCCAUCGUAAUGACUUAAUAGCACAACAGCUAUACUCCUUAGACCUUACAAAUAUCCAAAAUGAAGUAAAAUACACAUUUAUGGAAAGAAUUUUCAUUAAAUAUGUUCAAGAAUUUCAAACUAUUUACACACAAACUAAACCGGAUAUCGAACUGAAAGUUGAAAUUCAAGACAAUAUGAUUGGUUCAACAAUGAGGAAAAAAGAAACUUCACCAACUGUAUUGAAAAAACUCGCCAUUGAAAUGAUAAAUAAUCAUUAUAGCCAUUGUGAUCAGUGGUAUACUGAUGCUUCCAAAAUGAUGAACAAAUGUGGCAUUGGAAUAUAUGACGCGUCUUCCAACACAAUGAUUAGUAUCUCCUUAGCAUAUGAAGUGAAUAUCGCAACAGCAGAACUCCUAGCUAUUAGAGUAGCUUUAGAACAAAUUGACGAAGCUAGAUCUGGAACAGUCAUCUUCACGGAUUCGCAGGCAGCCUGUAAAAUUAUAAAAAAGGAUAUUAUCAACAAACAAUUCGACCAAAUAACUCACGACAUAUGUACGCUUGCAACAACAAAGAAGGUCAAAAUUCAGUGGAUCCCCUCUCAUGUUGGCAUUGACGGAAACGAAAAUGCUGAUAUCCUCGCGAAACAAGGACUAGAUGGACCAGUAAUACUUCAAAACAAACUGCGACUUGAGGAUGCAUAUAAUAGAUUCAAACAAGAAGCCCUGGAAUCCACUAAUGUAUGGUAUAGAAGUAUGGCACAAGAUGAAGGAAAAGGAGUCAAAUUUUACGGGUUUCAGCCUAAUUUCUCCACUAAACCCUGGUAUUGGAACGUCGAAUUCAACAAUUUCCAAAUUCGAACUUUAAACCGUUUAAUCAGCGGACACGAUUACUCUCCUUAUUACUUGGGAUUAAUGAGGAUUCGAGACACAAAGCUAUGUGAAUUAUGUAACACGAAUUUCACAACAGAACACGCACUCCUAAACUGCAUUCAAUUUAAUCACAUUAGAAAUCAUUAUGAUUGGAAUCGAUAUUCCAAUCUGAUCGAAAUGAUUCAAAAUUUUGAUGAAGAUAAACUAAGAGAAAUCCUUAGUUUCCUAGAAAAAGCUCGAAUGAAAAUUUAAAAAGUCCAAGCAUCAAAGUUGAAUUGGAAUAAUAACAAUAAAAAAAAGAGAACAUCCCUAAACCAGGAAGCAAGAAUACAUCAAAAAAACCUUCGUAGUGGUGAUAUAGAGUAUCAAACUCUCUGCCAUUCUAUCAGAUCUAUACAUACAUACAUACAUACAAAAAUAAAUGCGCGAAAACUGCACCAACAACACCAGCAAAGAUUGCGCUCCACCAACCAAUGAUGCCAGUUCGGUUGAUCUUUUGAAUUUGUACUUAUCUCGUCAAAAUCGUCAUCGAUUUUUUUUUGUUAAUUUUUAACGUCAUCGUCAUCGAAUUAGAUAUUAUUUACAUGAAGCAAUGAAAUCGAGAAGGCUUGGUGACUUCGUUCUAAUAAGUUACAUCCAACGAAAGAGAUUCAAUCAAAACUCUUGCUUAAAUUAAAAAUCCAAGUGUAAUAAAUGUUCAAACUUAAGCCUUUCCAGAUGAAUAUCGAAAUUUCGUGACUAUAUUAUUGUCGUUGAAACUAAAACGACUCUAUCGUAUCGAAAUAUUAAAAAAAUAUAUAUUUCCAUAAAUGUGUACUUAUUUUUGUACAAAAUCAUCUGGCAUCUCUGACCGGGGUUUCGUUCAUUUUUGACAGCAGAGAUGAACGGUUUGUGUAACGGUUCGAAUUCGAUUUUACUUUUAAAGAAAAAUUUAAGGAAACCGUCCAUAUCAUUCUAUCACCUUUCCAGAUAACGUCACGUUUUCACGCGAACGUUCAUAUUUCGUUCUUAUUGUUUGCGAAGUAAAGUUUAGAAGAACAGCUACGUUUACAGAUACAAUCACUUUUUCUGAUGCCGUAGAUGUAUGGUUUAAACUGUUUGAGAUAUGGUUUUUUAGUAUGCGGGAAUCUUUAUCAUAACACAUACUAGUUUCAUCAUGAAACAUAUUAAUUUUACUAGGGACGAAGUAAAACAAUGCAUCAUCUCGCCUUAAACCAUGGUUCAAUAGAUUGAACUUGAGUCGGGAUUUUAUUCGUAUAUUUUCCCGUCUCAUGUCCAAUCAUUGUUCCUUAGACGCGGUACUCUAUCGUUUUGAUAUUGCUGGCAGCAAUCUAUGUGGUUGCGGCCAAGGUUACCAUGACAUCGAGCAUAUUGUUUGGUCGUGCGAGGUCCAUCUUGUCGCUAGAACGAAUUUAAUAGACUCCCUAAGGGCCCGAAGAAAACCACCAUGUUCCAGUGAGAGAUGUGCUGGCUGCAGGGAGAUGGCAUCCCUAUCCUUUGUCAUUGAAUUUGACAACCAUCAAAAUUACGGGCCCACGAUUUUGUGGGCCCAUAACAAACCUGACAUUUUGCUGUCAAGGACCCGAACUAAAUGUCAAAUGCUAGAGAAGUAUGGUUGAUAGCACACUAACACAUCAAUCAUUCUGAUUCCUCAUUGGUUGAAAUUUUGACUUUUGAGACUUCGUACUGCUUUGAAAGGAAAACACCAUAAACGUCUCUCCGAUGGAUAGAAAAAAAGAAAAAGAUUCUUGUUCGAAAGAAGAACUAGAUUGCCACCUCCCUGGCUGGCUGUGAUAGAUUUGGACUACAUGUUCGAAAUAUAUCUUUUCCUAAAAGCUAUUGAUCUUCGUCUAUAAUUCUUUUUAUUUUCACAUUUCCCUAUCUAUCUUCUAUCUUUUCCUAAAAAAGUGAACUAGAUAUAAGCACACAAUUGUAAUCAAACAAAAUGAGUUUGGCUCCUUAAAGCCUAAAGGUAUGAGCCGUUUCAAAUAAAGAAUUUACAAAAAAAAAAAAAUGCAUCAUCUCAUUGACAAUUUUACUAAAACGCAGUCGAAUUUACUAUGCGCAGCCAAAUUGAGCACAUGUUAAAAUAGCUAUGCGUACACGCAGAAAAAAUUAUUUUAGAAACAAUAAGAUUUCGACCAAAAAUAAUAAAAAUUUUGGUUGGGAAAAAGCACAAAUAUAUUUCAGGUCACACUGACUAAAAAUAUCGAUUCAAUUUAAACUUAUCGUUUGAUUCAAAAUAAAAUAUACCCUUUUUGAAAAUGAUCCAUGAUUCUUAUCAGAAUAAUAAAAUUUUGGGUAAAACACACAAAAAUGCAUUGAUUCGAAAGUGCAUCGGGAAUUUUCCGGUGGCUAUCUCGGGUCGGCAUCUGAAAAAUAAAAAAAAAUGUUGGAAAAUUAAUUUCUUUUUGCAGUAGAAUAUCUUUGUUCCCGUGGACGGGUAUGGGCAGUUUUCUGGCAAGUGUAUAAAUAACAAAAUUUUUUUACUAACUUCAUUCGACUUUUUUAUGAAAACCACUGUAAAAAAUGCAUUGGAAAAGUAAAAUAAAAUAACAAAACCGUUUUAUUGAAACCAUCCCCCGUUCUUUUUCUGCGUGUAAGGUAUUAUAAACAACAAAACAUAUUUGACUCAAAAAUAUGGUCGCCUGUUGUUCGUUUAAACCACGGAUUUAGUAAUUUUAGAGCAAGUCCAAUGGUGUUGGGAAAAAGUGGUAGGAAUUUUGACAGCUGUAGCACAGAUGGGAAUUUUUCUAUCGUGAAAUAUAGACCAAAAAUGUUGGCCGUCCACCGGUGUGAUAGAAUACGAAGGUAUAAAAUCGAAAGCAACCAGCGAUGCCAAGUGAAUUUGCUUUUCAGUAAUUUUACUGACUUUUUUUUAUUUUGAAUUCACCGUUUGAAAAUUGAAAACAAAUUCAUUUUACUUGAUCAUUAUCUUGAAAUAGUACCUAGUGUCAAUAUGAAAAUUUUAUUAUUUAUAUGUAUGAACAAGUAUUGUUUAAGUUGCAUUCCAAUAUUAAACUGUAUUCUGCAGGAUUAGGAGUUUUGUGUUGGAGUGCAUUCGAUUACACGAGUUGAUAAAGUUUUUGAACUCUUCCUAAAUCAUUUUCAAAGUGAUAAUUAAGCAAGUGACGUAUAAAAAGUAUAGGUAAUUCAAACACAAGCUGAAUUUUACUCCCGAUUCGACGCCUACGUUUGAUCAGAUUGACACUUGUCGAAUUAACAGCGAGGGUUCCGUUUUCUAAAUAUGAUGGAUCCAUUAAAGGCGGCGUUCCGAACUUGUUAUCGGACAUUCCGUCGGAAUAUCUUUUUCAAAUAAAAAAACGAAACAAUUUCCUACUUCCGAAAACCGCUCAAACAAAACAAACAAGCAGAAUUCAUUUAUUCACCCAGCUAUCUGGCAUCUCUGCGCCUCAAAAUGUAUUUGAUUGGCAAGGGCAUGAAUAAAAUUGGCUGUAAGUUUGAAAGAGUUGAAUAACUUCAUUGCAAUUCGUAUCAAUUUAAGUGAUAAAAGAUUUAAAAAAAAAAGAAAAUAUCACUUUAUGUUUAAAUCCUGAAAUUGCUCAAUUUCCUUUAUUUUCCCCUCAACUGAGGUUUUGAGCAUAAGUUAGAUGGCAGCACCGAAGCGUUUCAUGCACGAAUACUGUAUUGCAACGCCGACUCUAUCACUCGGUUCGGUGUUGCAAAACAUCGUGUUUUUCUAUCACCCUCCGCCAAAAAGUGUUAUACGAUACAAGUUUUGCAGCGCGAAACUGUUCGAAUAUCAGAUUUUCCCAACACCGGUGGACGGCAAAUGUGUUGUGAUGUGAUGUAAACCUUCGAAAUUUCCAACUCCAACUCAACCAGUGAACUUGCUCUUAGAGCAAGUUCAAUGGUGUUGGGAAAAAGUGGUAGAAAUUUUGACGUCUGUAGCACAGAUGGGAAUUUUUCUAUCGUGAAAUAUAGACCAAAAAUGUUGGCCGUCCACCGGUGUGAUAGAAUACGAAGGUAUAAAAUCGAAAGCAAUCAGCGAUGCCAAGAGAAUUUGCUUUUCAGUAAUUUUACUGACUUUUUGUAUUUUGAAUUCACCGUUUGAAAAUUGAAUUCAAAUUCAUUUUACUUGAUCAUUAACUUGAAAUAGUAGUGUCAAUAUGAAAAUUUUAUUAUUUAUAUGUGUGAAUAAGUAUUGUUUAAGUUAUAAUGCAUUCCAAUAUUAAACUAUAUUCUGCAGAUUUAGGUGUUUUGUAUUGGAGUGCAUUUGAUAACACGAGUUGAUCAAGUUUUUUUUAUCUCUUCCAAAAACUUUCAUUUUCAAAGUGAUAAAUAGAAAGUAUAGGUAUUUCAGACACAUUUCUAAUUCCAUGAAAUCGUCAUUCAAAUUAAAAAUAAAAAAACUUUUAUUAAAACCAAAUAACUUCAAAAAAAUAAGUUUGUUUUUAAAAUUAAAAACUAAAUUUUUGUUUUAACUUUGUUUAACUUAUUCAUUUAAGGUAAAAAAAAAGAUUUAGGUAAUCAAUUCUCAUUACAAAACGUAUAAAUUGGAGAAGCUGUAUUAGGUUUGCCAUGAUCGAGACGUCAUUUAGUCUAAUUUAUGACCAUUGCAAAUUUAUGUCUCAAAGCAUAACUAUAUGUUACUGCUUGGAACUGUUGCAUGGGACGAUUGUUCUGCAGUUCACUUAAGAUAAAAAAAAACUCAUGAAAAACGUAUUCAAAUCAUCAGUCAGUUGUUAUUAUAGUUAUUCUAUAGUACUGGUAUUGUAACGUUCUACCAAUGUAGCACACAUGAAAGUGAUUUUGGUAUUUGAAGGACUAUUCGAAUAUGAAGGUUUUACAUAUAAUUUAAAUAAAGAGUUUUUGUUUUGUAGCUUUUCAAACAAACUUAUAUUUCUGGCCGUUUCUUUUCUUGUUCUUUCUUCGAACAUCUAACCAGGUCACACCUGUGGAACUUUUCGAUUGCAGAAUCAUUCCUGCCCGUGUUUGAACAGAGGGAUCAGAGAUCCAACCCAUCGAAAGCCAAACUUGGUGCAUUCCGGCACCACAACCUGAAAUUUGGGAUAUGGGUUUUGAUUUUAAAUAAUUUACCGACUUUUGAGAACACCUACCUGAUACAAACAUUCAAUUUCCGAUAUUUCUUCGUUGGAAUAAGUUUCAAUUUGUCCGGGUUGCGCUGGGACCGAAAAAUUGAUUGGAAGCUGAAUUUUACUCCCGAUACGACGCCUGCGUUUGAUAUAAUGGACACUUGUCAAAUUAACAGCGAGGGUUCCGUGUUCUGAAGAUGAUGGAACCAUUAAAGGCGGCGUUCCGACGGAAUACCUGUUUCAAAUUUAAAAAAAUGAAACACUUUCCUUCUCCCGAAAACCGCUCAAACAAAACAAACAAACCGAAUUUAUUUAUUCACACAGCUAUCUGGCAUCUCUGCCCCUAAAAAUGCAUGAUAGCCCAUUCGAUUGGCAAGGGCAUGAACAAAAUUGGUUGUAAGUUUUAAAGAGUUGAUUUACUUCUUUGCAAUAAGUAUCCAAUCAAGUGAUAAAAGAAUUUUUUUAAAAAGAAAAUACCACUUUAUGUUUAAAUCCUGACAUUGCUAAAUUUCCUUUAUUUUCCCCUCAACUGAGGUUUUCAACAUAAGAAAGAUGGCAGCACCGAAUCGUUUCAUGCACGAAUACUGUAUUGCAACGCCGACUCUAUCACUCGGUUCGGUGUUGCAAAACAUUGCGUUUUUCUAUCACCAUCAGCCAAAAAGUGUUAUACGAUACAAAUUUUGCAGCGCGAAACUUUUCGAAUAUCAGAUUUUCCCAACACCGGUGGACGGCAAAUGUGUUGUGAUGUGAUGUAAACCAUCGAAAUUUCCAACUCCAUCUCAACCAGUGAACUUGCUCUUACUAUGCUUUUUUUUGUGUGUAGUUACUACCGGGGCGUCCUGGAUACACUGUGUUUACUACACCAUUCACGUAAAAUCGAUAUGAUGCAUCGAAAUCUUAGUUUACGUGAAAAAUCCCGUAGAAAUAAUUUCUAAAUUCCUUUGCGUCUAGCUUACAAGCACAAGAAUUGUUUUCAACUGUUUAAUGUCUAUUGCUUCUGAAUCGUUACAUGUGACG